GUGCGGCAGGUUACUGCCGCCAUGUGCUGCGCCGCCACCCCUGCAGGUGGGGAGGGGGCUGAAUGGCACAGUAGAGCUAGCGCCCGGAGAGAGCCAAUGUGAGGCGGCGCUAGAGCCCGGCGCUGGGAGACGCUUAGAGUGGGCGGCGCAAAGGCCCGAGAGGAAGCAGAGGGCAGGUGUUGGGCGGCGCUAGGGCGCAGAGGGAGCCGGCGUCAGGCGGGGUGGGCUCGCGGUCUGUGUCCGCGCGCGGGGCCGGGGGGGAGAGAGGGGUCCGCGCUCUAGACUCUGCCUCUCGGAGCCGCGCGCCCGGCGCGUGUCCCGCUGCAGCGACUGGUGGGGGCUGCCCCCUCCCCGGCUCGGCGCUGUGAGUGGGCGGAAGAUGGCGCUGGGCGGAUGGAAAUCCUAACGACGGUCUCCAAAAUCGCCUCUAUCUGUACCAUGGAAACGGGCAGAGCAUCAGUGAGAUGCUGGUGGAUGUUUUCAUGGCAUUUUCUGACCUACUGAAGGCACCUCUCAGCGGAGAAGAAUGAAAUGCUAACUGGCUAAUGCUGCUCACAACUCUCAGUAUAGCUGCUGAUGUCCUCUGUGUAGAUCAGUGCUUCCUGAGCAGGAUCACAAGUACAGACUGGUGGGAUUGUAUCGUCAUGUGGACCUGGGAUGAUCAGCUGUGGCUCCAGAAGUUUUGCAUGAAGAAAGUGAUGUUUCUGGAGGUUUGUGAGCAGCUUUUCAUGAACCUCCAAUGUGAGAGAGGGUGGCCAUGCUGGUCCAGAAGCUGGUUGUAUAACCAUCUGGAAGCUGGGUACUUCUGACUUCUACAAGUCCACUGCCAACUAGAUUAGUGUUGGCAAUUUGAGUGGGAUGGUUGUGGUGGUGGUGGUGGUUUCAGAGGCAACGAGGCCUGUGAUUUACUCAAACCUGGCAAGCAUAAAAAAUAUCCUUGCCGUAAUUUCUGGUUUUGAGAGAAUGGGGUUCAUGGAUGCCAACAUGGACUGCUAGAAAAGUGCAUGAUGACAGACUUUUCAGCUGAUUGGUAGUUUUCCUUCAUGGACAUACUGGGACAUAGCAUGGACAUACUGGGAUGCUAUUCUCAUCAAAUGACAUUGUCAUAAAUGGAGUAACUGUCCCCACUUUUAUUCUAGGAGACCCCACCCUUGUGUUAGGAGAUUGUACCUGAUUUCAGAAGCCCUGGCAAAGGAAGGUUUAAUUACACUCUCAAUAGGUACAGAAUGGUGGCUGAAUGUGCAUUUGGCCAAUUAAAAUCUUGCUGGUGCUGUUUACAGAACCGUUUGGAUGGCGCCAAUGCCUCAGCUUUAGAGAAAGAGAUUGGUCCGGAACAGUUUCCAGUCAAUGAGCACUAUUUUGGUUUAGUUAACUUUGGGAACACGUGCUACUGCAAUUCAGUUCUUCAGGCACUUUAUUUUUGUCAACCAUUUCGAGAAAAAGUCCUAGCAUACAAGAGUCAACCCAGAAAAAAAGAGACCCUCCUUACAUGCUUAGCUGAUCUCUUCCACAGCAUAGCUACACAGAAGAAAAAAGUUGGAGUAAUACCUCCGAAGAAGUUUAUAACAAGAUUACGAAAAGAAAAUGAGCUCUUUGAUAACUACAUGCAGCAGGAUGCGCAUGAGUUCUUAAACUAUCUUUUAAACACAAUUGCUGAUAUCUUACAAGAAGAGAGAAAACAGGAAAAACAAAAUGGCUGUCUACCUAAUGGCAGUAUCGACAACGAAAACAAUAACAGUACACCAGACCCAACCUGGGUUCAUGAGAUCUUUCAGGGAACAUUAACUAAUGAAACCAGAUGUCUUACUUGUGAAACUAUAAGCAGCAAAGAUGAAGAUUUUUUAGACCUUUCUGUUGAUGUAGAGCAAAAUACAUCAAUUACUCACUGCUUAAGGGAUUUCAGCAAUACAGAAACUCUCUGCAGCGAAUACAAAUAUUACUGUGAAGAAUGUCGCAGUAAACAGGAAGCACAUAAAAGGAAGUACCAAGAAGUAACAACAAUAACACAAGUAUGUGUUGGGAGGAUGAAAGUAAAAAAACUGCCUAUGAUUCUAGCUCUCCAUCUGAAGAGAUUUAAAUACAUGGAUCAGCUACAUCGAUAUACAAAACUCUCUUAUAGAGUAGUGUUUCCUUUAGAACUUAGACUUUUUAACACUUCGGGAGAUGCCACCAAUCCUGACAGAAUUGGUCCUAAUCGAGGACAUUAUAUUGCAAUAGUGAAGAGUCAUGAUUUUUGGUUGCUCUUUGAUGAUGAUAUUGUAGAGAAAAUAGAUGCACAAGCUAUUGAAGAAUUCUAUGGGUUGACAUCAGACAUUUCAAAGAACUCUGAGUCUGGUUACAUUCUCUUCUAUCAGUCUCGGGAUUGAAUAGGAAGUGUGGUGAAGAGAGAUUUUAUGCCUCGUUUCUUUGGCUAUGUUGGAAUGGAGCAAGCACUGAUUUAAAAAAUGGAAUGCAGGGAGCUCCAGGGACAGUAGCGCAGUUUGCACACAACAAAGCAAAGUUUGGAUUUUUUUUUAAACCCUUCAUAUCAAGUUCAUUUUAUUUACUCAGGUAUCAUACUGACUACACAAUUCUUCUACAACUGCUAAGAGAAGAGAGAGAUACCCGCCACUCUUGCAGGAGCAACCUUCCAACAGUGAACACAUUUUCUCUUUUUAAAGUCCUGAGUCAGAGCCCCUUAAAAUCAAUGGAAAGACUCCCAUUGACUUCACUGGGGUUUGGUUCAAGGCUAAUUGCAACAAUCUGGCAGUGCAAUAGAAGCAAUAUAAAUCUGGUAUUUUAUACUGAUUUCUUGUAUGAAAAGUCAGAGAAUUCUUUGUGCAGUAAUUUGCCUGUGUUCAAUUAUGAAAGAAUAUGGUGGACAGGUUUUUUGGGGUUGUUUUUUUUUUCCCUGGGUUCUUUCAUAUAUAAAUAAGAAAUAUACUUGGGACAAAACAGUUGCCUUCUUGACCAUAACAGAUUAAUGGAAAAUAUAAACUAGUGUCAGGGAGGCCAAGUAUAUUUUGCUUCUCUGAAGAAGCUUACAUUAUAGUAAUAUAUACCUAUGCUGUCGGGAACAAUCAGUAAAAAUUAUGACUUUUAAUCUCCCUAUGGGGAAAGAUGGGGUUAUUAAUAAUAGUUUAUUUUUAUUUAUGAAUUACUAUAACUACUAGGGUCCUAUGUAUUGUCUUUGAGCAUAACAAAUCUUGAACAUAAUUUUAUAUAUAUAUUUGAAUUAGAUUUACUUGUUCCAUUUAAAUUUUUUUUUUUUAGGAAAGACAAAUUCUAAAUAAAAUGCAUAAAAUGUCUUUUACCCCUUCUGUUUUACCAAUUUUGUGUAUUCUCUUUCGGGAGGAACUGGUAUUUGGCUCAAUGUCUUUCAUAUUUUAAUUUAAUAAUUAAACAAUGAAUCUGUUUUUACUCUGAUGGAAAAGCCAAGUCGUAAAAUGUUUCCAGUAGCUGUCUGAAUGAUGAUUGUAAGAAUGCUUACUAUAGUGAAAUGCUGGUGGUGUACCCCAAUCCUUACUGUUCUUUAUUCAUUAAGGGUCCAUACUCUAAAUAAUUUGUUAGAAAAACCUGGAUCAAAAUAAACAGUUUUCAGAAUAUCAUUCCCUUCUCUGAAAAUUGAUCCAUUCAGACUCCCAAGAGCCUGGGUGACUUUCAAAAAACUCUCUAAAUAUGAAAUGAAGUUGAUAAUAAAUGAAAUAACCUAGGAAUGUAAAAGGAGUUCAGUGUUUUGAGAUUUUUUUUCAAGUCCUAUGAGGUGAAUUUUCUGAAAUUAAAGUUUACUUUGCUUUGGGUUUAUGAAACAGCAUUAAGAUUUAAAUAAUAGCACCACCAAGUAAUAGAUGUAAUAAGAAAUAUGUGAAAUGUUGUGAUUUGAUACUUUUCCAUGCAUCAGUUUGUUGUCUGACUGUGGUUGAAUGUAAUUUCUGGAAAAUGAUGGAAUACAUAUUUCAGAUUAUGGCUAUCAGGUCUUGGAUGUCCUUGUCAUUCCAUUUCAGAUAGUGAUUUUUACUUUAUUGUAAUUUUCUAAUGUUAUUUUAUUGAUACUGUUGAAACCUUUAAGAAGAAUGUCUCCUGUCUGCUGCUAUAACUAAUAUAUUUACUUACCUGUAUUUUUAGCUCAGGAAAAGACUACACCUAUUCAUUCAGUUGAACAAAUCUUGAACAGGGUCACUAAGUAAGUUGGGCUAUUUAACAUAUAUGAAAGAAAAUUCUUGUCAUAUUAUAACAUAUUGCUUUUAUAAAUGCAAGGUUUCUGAAACCUUGGUUUGGCUAAAAUUCUUUUGUAUAAAUUAUGUAGCUUGGCUAAACUACCAGCAUUGCAAAGAAAAGCAUCACAAAUACUUUGGGAGAGACAUAAAAAAUAUAAUGGAUUGGAUAUUUUUAAGGGCUUAUAUCAAAUUAUUUUAGAACCUAAAUCUGUUUUUCCAGGUUUCAGAGGGAAGAGUGAGCGGUGAAUCAGUUGGACCAUAGUACAUGCCAGAAAGAUGAAGUCCCUUGCAUUAAAUGUACAGCUUUGUAAAACCAUUGUCACAUUAGUUUUUGUUAACUGAUAAAAGUUUGCUCAGUCAUUUUACAGUUUUAAAAAAUAUAUGUAGUUAAAAGCCAAGCUUAGUUGCUAAACAUAUUUUAUACAGUAACAAAAUUUAAAGCAUUUUUGUUUCACUGGUAGCCACAGGAUAUUUUGCUUUACUCCUGCAACAUAUUUUUAUAAAAUGGUGAUUUAUUUUGGAUAGGGUUUUUUGAGAUAGUGGUUGCAAAUGAUGUAUUUAAUUUCACUUCUAGUGCAACUGAAAAAUGUAAGUAAAUUCUUGGUAAAAUUGAUACCGGGAACUACAGGCAGAAGAAAUACAAAAUGUAACUGACCAAUAUAAAAAGCAUUAGAGGAUUAUCUCUUGAUUGUAAUUGCAAUGUUGAGUGUGAGAAGAAUCUUCACUUGUAAAUGAUGGAAAUGAUUUCUGUGUAACUAUGUAAAUGUUGAUUGAGAUGGCAGGUCCCCUAUUUUGUAUAUUGGAGCAAAAAUGUCUAUUAAAUAAAAUACGUUCUCUGAAGGUAA
Molecule: messenger RNA, 5041 nt
Organism: Dermochelys coriacea (leatherback sea turtle)
Lineage: Eukaryota; Metazoa; Chordata; Testudines; Dermochelyidae
Gene: USP12
Product: ubiquitin specific peptidase 12
Exons: 11
Coding region: 1227-2366 (379 amino acids)
Biological process (GO): protein deubiquitination
Cellular component (GO): nucleus; cytosol
Molecular function (GO): cysteine-type deubiquitinase activity; cysteine-type endopeptidase activity
Source: RefSeq, a predicted model, not a curated record